Molecule: messenger RNA, 1897 nt
Organism: Arabidopsis thaliana (thale cress)
Lineage: Eukaryota; Viridiplantae; Streptophyta; Magnoliopsida; Brassicales; Brassicaceae
Product: Ubiquitin carboxyl-terminal hydrolase family protein
Exons: 2
Coding region: 324-1673 (449 amino acids)
Molecular function (GO): RNA binding
Source: RefSeq, marked reviewed
ACAACAUCCCAAAGGACCCAAACUAAAAAGCGCGAGAUUAAUCAAAUUCUCUUUUUGGUCAGUAAAAAAGAGAACUUAAUGGGCUUUAUUGGGCCCAUAUACGACAAGACGAAGACAAUGAGCACCUUGCUCUGCCUUUCUGUUCCCGUCGCCGUUGGACCUCCGUCGCAUGGGUUUCCGAUCAUCUUUCACCUCGCCGCCUAACCAUCUAACUCCAUUAUUUCGCCGCCAUAUAGUUUAAGAUCACUGAACACUGUUAUGUGAAGUCUGGAGAUAAUUAUACUCUUAGUGUUUGUGUUUAGGUGCUUAAAGCUGAGGUUUUGAUGGGAGGUUUACGAUGUUGGCUGCAAUUCUACCGGAAUGGGAAUGCACACAAUGUGUUUGCGAUAAUGCCUGAAAGAAACGUUUUAUACGGAGAAUCCUCUUUCAGGCGGGUAUGGGUCAGGUUCAUGACCAGUAGCAAGCGGGUUCAAGAUAGGAGCAGGGAAAAGAGAGUCCAAGAGCUCGAAAUAGCGACAGAGAAAUGGAAGAUAGCUUCUAAAGUGAUUUUCUUGAUGGAGGUGUUGAAGGGUGAGCGAGAUAUGAUAAUGACCGUCAGGUCGUUUGAACAGUAUAGGCGGCAGAUCAAUUUGCCUAAACCACAUAAGAUUAGUGAUUUCAUCAGAAAGUCUCCGAAGUUGUUUGAAUUGUAUAAAGAUCAGAGAGGAGUCUUGUGGUGCGGGUUGACAGAGGGAGGGGAAGAUUUGUUGGACGAGCAUGACAAGUUACUUGAAGAGAAUGGAGACAAGGCUGCAGAACAUGUGACUAGGUGUUUGAUGAUGUCUGUUGAUAAGAAGCUUCCAUUGGAUAAGAUUGUUCAUUUCCGGAGGGAUUUCGGGUUGCCGCUUGAUUUUAGGAUAAACUGGGUCUACAAUUUUCCUCAGCAUUUUAAAGUUGUGAAACUUGGGGAUGGAGAAGAGUAUCUUGAGCUUGUUUCAUGGAAUCCAGCUUGGGCUAUCACAGAGUUGGAGAAAAAGACUUUAGGUAUAACCGAGGAUUGCGAACACAAGCCAGGUAUGCUUUCACUGGCUUUCCCCAUGAAGUUUCCUCCGUCGUACAAGAAAAUGUACCGAUACAGAGGGAAGAUCGAACAUUUUCAGAAACGAUCUUAUCUGUCUCCUUAUGCCGAUGCACGUGGACUUGAAGCUGGUUCAAAGGAAUUCGACAAGCGGGCAAUUGCUGUUAUGCACGAACUGCUUAGUUUUACACUCGAGAAGAGAUUGGUGACAGAUCACCUAACCCAUUUCAGGAGGGAGUUUGUGAUGCCACAGAAGCUGAUGAGGAUUUUCUUGAAGCAUUGUGGUAUCUUCUAUGUCUCUGAGAGAGGGAAGAGAUUCAGUGUGUUCUUGACUGAAGGUUACGAAGGGCCAGAGCUGAUUGAGAAAUGUCCUUUGAUACUUUGGAAAGAAAAGUUACUGAAGUUUACGGGUUACAGAGGAAGGAAGAGAGAUAUUCAAACUUAUAGUGAUACUUUGGACAUGGAAGAGAGAGAAUUACUGGAGAGUGGUUCAGGAGAUGAAGAUUUGAGUGUUGGAUUUGAGAAAGAUGGUGAUUAUGAUGAUGUGGUAACAGAUGAUGAUGAGAUGGACAUUGGGGAAGUGAAUGAUGCAUAUGAAGAGAAUAGCAAAGUUUAGACAAAAGUUUCUAAAUCAUUUAUGUAAACUUUGCUCUUACUAUAAUGUAAACCUGACAUUUCUAUAUUGACAAGCUUCAUAAGCUUUCUAUUCAAAAAAUCUCCAAGACUGUAGAAUAACAUUGAACUGAAACUGGUCUUUUUGCAUUUGUUUCGUCAUUUCUUCCCAAAAAUAUAUACAGUAACAUUGAAAAUUGACAAAUAAAAAGACAACUCCUUUCUGAA